Pseudomyrmex gracilis is the source of this 946-nucleotide messenger RNA. Its product is annotated as protein phosphatase 1 regulatory subunit 11. Bases 179 to 547 code for a protein of 122 amino acids. Gene Ontology annotation, cellular component: nucleus. Gene Ontology annotation, molecular function: protein serine/threonine phosphatase inhibitor activity; protein phosphatase 1 binding. The record is from RefSeq and is a predicted model, not a curated record. NCBI's taxonomy places the organism in Eukaryota, Metazoa, Arthropoda, Insecta, Hymenoptera, Formicidae. The transcript is spliced from 4 exons.
ACGAUGCCUUCGAAUUAUUUAAGUUGCGCUCUGCAAUUUUAUACCGCCAUGAUCUAUAUACAUUUGCAGAUGUAACGGUGCACGGGAAACUGAGAAUGGUGGAAACUCGCGGUUGUUAAGAUUAAUGUAGAAGAUAUUGGUGCGUUUUUCUCGCGCUCGAAAAUCUCUCGCGUGACGUAUGGAGAGAUCGAUGUCGGAACAAAUGGCUUCGCAAACGCAGACAGAAACGAUCUCCGAAGCGGAUGUCGCCGACUCCGGGUCACAGGAUGUACCUAAAGUCCGAUUACGUUUACGAAAACCGAAAUCAAACAAGAAGGUUCAAUGGACUCAGGGGACUGUCGAUAAUGAAAAUUUAAACAAGAAGAAAUCUAAAUGUUGUUGUAUUUAUGAAAAACCAAAAACUUUUGGUGAAAGUAGUAGUUCAGAAGAUAGUGACGACGAAUGCGAACAUUGUCAUGGACAUAAGGAUGCUCAUAAGAAAGUAUUACCUAAACCUGGAGAUCCCGCUCCGGACGGAAUGUCAUCACAUCCUGCAAAUUUCUUAUAGAGCCGAUUGCAACAGGUUCAACUUAGAUAAUUUACAUUAACAAACUCUUCUCUAAAUGGAAAAUACAUUUCUUUAUGCUAAUUCUUAAAUCAGUGUCAUAUCGAGAAAGUAUGGUGGAUUGUAGGUAAGCAAUUGCACAAUAUAUGAUUCGUUGAAAGAGCAAAAAAUUAUAUACGAUACAUAAAUUGAAGUACUUCUAUUUUUAGGUAUGCAAACUUUAAAUAUAAUUUUUUAUUAUAUUACAUUUAUAGCGAAUACGUGGAAUUUGUAUUACACCGCUUUAACAGUAUCACAUGGAAGAUUGUAAAAUGUUGUUAAGCGUCUGUUAAUAAUUGUUAAUUAUUAUACACAGGUCACGAUGUUGAGAGAAUAGUAAAGUCAUCAUUCUUCGAAAAAUAA